UACUUGAGACAACUCUCCACAUUUGACAGUUAUUAAAGUAAAAUAAACAACUAGACAAAAUAAUACUAACAAUAGAGUUCUAUAGAAUCGUAGAAAAUUUACACAAAUAACAAUUGAAAUGAUUGGCACAAAUUUCGGUAUCUACCGUCCAAAUUCUUCUAACUCAAAUGCCGCAGGUGGGACUGCUGCGCCUGAGGAACGUGCAGCUGUUCAACAACUGAGUGACUUUAUGUUGCAGUUGGAGGAUUACGUCCCAACAGUACCAGACGCAGUAACGGCUUGCUACUUAAAUUCUGCCGGUUUCGAAUCAAAUGAUCCUCGUAUCGUACGUUUGAUAUCGGUGGCCACGCAAAAAUUUAUUUCCGAUGUUGCUAAUGACGCACUACAACAAUGCAUAACUCGUUGCAACAGUCAAAACAUUGGACCCGGGACUCAUGCUCCGGGUCAGAAAGCAACAAAAGAUCGCAAAUACACGUUAACCAUGGAGGACUUGGCGCCCGCCCUUGCAGAUUACGGCAUAACUGUGCGCAAAGCACAGUAUUUUCCAUAAGAAUUAGAUAGAAAUAAUUGCUAUUGUUACAUUACUUAUUUUCUUUUUUAUUAUGUGUUAAAGCUUUCAUUAUUAUGAAUGUCGAAAAUAAAAGAGUAGAAUUAAAGAUCUUACAAUUA
Messenger RNA from Anastrepha obliqua, 669 nucleotides. It is a transcript of the gene Taf10b, whose product is annotated as transcription initiation factor TFIID subunit 10b. Gene Ontology annotation, biological process: transcription initiation at RNA polymerase II promoter. Bases 119 to 550 code for a protein of 143 amino acids. Lineage: Eukaryota; Metazoa; Arthropoda; Insecta; Diptera; Tephritidae. The record is from RefSeq and is a predicted model, not a curated record. Gene Ontology annotation, molecular function: promoter-specific chromatin binding; RNA polymerase II general transcription initiation factor activity. The transcript has 2 exons. Gene Ontology annotation, cellular component: transcription factor TFIID complex; nucleus; SAGA complex.